UUGAAUGCAGCAGUGUGUAGUCAUGCCCUUCCAGGAAGAAGAGGAGAACUUGAAGACACGCCUGGUCUUUCCGUGGGAUUCCCCUUCUUGAAUCACUUUUAAACAGGAAAAAGGGGUAAAAAGGCCAAGAAAGGGGAAAAUCCUUUCAUCCCCGGCUACAGCUACAGCAUCUGUAUACCAGAAUGGACACCCAAGAGGUGGGGGAUUACCUGCAGGAGUGCCUCGGAGCACUGGCAGCAGCUCAACAGUCCACCCAGCCCACUGAGGCAGAGAGGCUGAACUACUGCAGCUGCAGAGACUCGCUGUGUGCGGAGCUUGCCACUCUCCUACAGGAGGCAAUGGAUUUGAAAUGGCCCUUUGUGCCGGAGAAGUGGCAGUAUAAGCAGUCAGUCAGUGCCGACGACAAGACCAACCUCAGUGACCUCAUCAGCAAGCACCUAUCCCAGCUCCUGGCUGUUCUAAAGGCUUCCAUCUUGUCUCUGGAAGCACGCACGGCACUGGCGGUGGUCUUCUUAGUUGACCGCUUCCUCUACUGGACAGACGAAUCCAUGCGGCUGCUGAAGAUCACCAAGCUGCUCCACAGACGCGAGCCUGAAGCCCCUGUAGCCCCCCAGCUGGUCAUACGGCAGGCCAGAGUCUACUUUAACUCCGGCAAACUACAGAAGGCAGAGUUCAUUCUGAGCAGUCUGAUUAACAACAGCGGUGCCACUGGUUAUUGGGUGUACCACUCUGAAAGUGACAGGGCUCUUGUGCAGGCUGUUAGUGUUCAAGUACGUGGGAUGAUUUUGCAAAAGCUAGGCCUGUGGCUAGAGGCUGCAGAGCUAAUCUGGGCCUCUCUGGUUGGCUACUACGCACUUCCUCAACCUGAUAAAAAGGGCAUUGGAACCUCUCUUGGCAUUCUGGCCAACAUAUUGGUGUCUAUGAAUGAUGAGGACUACCAUGCUUUUAGAACUAAUACAGAUAUCGAUUUGUCUUUACUUGGAGACAGGAGUCAUCGUCUCCUUUCAGCAGCACAGGCAGCUAAGAUGGCGGUGGUGUACAGCCAGUACACUUCCCUCUAUGUGUUGACCAAUGUGGCAACUCAAGGGACCUGCUUGUUAUCGUACAAUUUCUCAGUAGAGUGUCCUGCCUCUCAACGUCAGUCUUUCCUCCUGCAGGCCAAAGAGGCAUUUUCAAUUGGCCUGCUCACCAAAGCAGAGGGCGAUCUGGUCACCAGCAAGCAGGAGCUUCACACCUUCCUGAAGGCUGCCUAUUCUCUCACUGUUGCUCACAAAUGGCUCGGCACUCCUCCGAAGGUUGUGGGGCAGGCGACUCAAGCUUGCCAAAAAGCUUUAGCAAGUUUCUAUGAUUACUGCAAUGCAGAUAUCCAAGACAAAGAUAGCCUAUGUGCUGAAAUCAUGCAACUUGUCACCCAAGUCAAGAUUCUAUUGCGAGUGGAGCCUUUCCUUAAUUCAGACAAGGGGUCUUUUAUCCCCGACAGCUACAGAGACAUCAAAGACACAUUGGUCAGUUUUACUCUGGAAGGCUUUGCCAAGGUAAUGCAGAGGUUCCAAAAGUAUCAUGCAUCACUGUGUGAGACAACCAACACAAACUGUAAGAGGACCAAGGACGAGAUAGAUGAGGCGGGGUUAUGCAUAACUGCAAUGGGGACAACCGUUGGUACACUCAACACAGAAUGUUGCACUGAGGCCUGCAAAGUCCCAGCCAAAGGAGAGGAGCCACAACAGAGGGGUUCAAAAUCAUCUGCUGUGCACCCACCUCAGAAGUCAGACCCUUGUGCCACUCUAGGAAGCACAGAUAACCUUGGCUCUUCAUGGCAUAAUUUCUCCCUGAGCAGUUCAGGGUCUCCUAGGCCCAGCAGUAGCGGCUUCACGGGAAGUAGUGCUGUUGAACGUGAAGCAAAUGCACGCAAUCAGAGCUGUCUGACCACUGAGGUUGAUGACGAUUUGUCAGACAGCAUGCUUCAUUUCAGAAAUGUAAAGAAGUCUGCAGUCAGUUCCCCCACUGUUCCAAGACCUGGAAUACUGGCCACUUCCUCUUCCAAUUCAAGUGGGGAUUCAGAGAAGUUUGAGGUGAUACAAGCUGGAAUAGAGACACUGGGCACUGGGGAGGAUUGGAUGACUGACUUUGGUGCGGCGCCGAAACCGUCAGCAACUGAGGGAGCACCACAAUCUUUAUCCCAGCUAGCUCUUCGAACAACCUCCAGCUCGCUCAACGACAGUUUUGGUUCCCAGUCGUCAUGGGAAAAAAUUUCAGUUGACCAGAACUCUCCCACAAACAGAAAACCUCAGCCAAGCAUCCCAUCAAAAGCAGGAACCAGCCAAAAUAGCAAGUCACCAGAGUCUGAUAGGAGCUUCUUCCUCUUGGAAACCGUUGAUUCUGAAACCAAUGAUUCAGCUCAUGAUCUCACGCACAAAAACCACAUGUCUGGAAGAGAAUCCAGAGACUUGUUCAAGCCACGACCUCUGGAGAGCCUUAAUGUUGACCCGAUCAUGCACAAUGAAGUUGACUCAGUAUCUGUAAAACCUGACACAAAGAACUCUUUAGCGACCCCAAACCCAAACUUUUUCCAGUUUGCCCAAGAACAAUGUGCUUCCACUGAAACCUCCACAGGGGGUUCAUUUGAGAUGCUGGGGGAACAUCAAAGUGGAGACCAUCAUGCUGAAGUUACUUCAUCAGAAAAUGGGAAUGCCCCUCAGAUGAAGAACCCCUCGUGCUACAGCUGCCUAAAGCACAGCACUGUAGCUGAUGAGCCAGAGAGUCCGUAUUUGUUAUCACAGCAGGAUUACCAAGCCCUACUGGCUGGAGUUUGCCACGAAUGUCUGCUGAAGAGACUUCAUAGUGACAAGACACAAUUCAAACUUAAGACACACAGAACUGCACACAGUGCUCUUCAUUUAAAGUUCUCCAAAGCAACAGGACUGUGGACAGCCAUGGAGACCUGUGCUUACAUCGGGAAGCCGAUGGGGAUGGAGGGGAAGCAGAGAGCGGCAAUAUGGGUUCAGUUUUUACACCAGGAGGAAAGGUUAAGCAGGUAUGCAGCUGCACAUUCUAGGGACAACCUGAACCUGAACAUAAUUAUUUUUUUAGUUUCUUUUUUUCUGUGUAUUCAUGUCCUUAGUUAUGUGGGGAAAGACUACCUGAAGCCAAAGCAGAUCCAGUUUCACCUGAAAGAUGUGGAGAGACAGAUGACAGCCCAGCACUAUGUGACUGCGUUCAACAAGAGUCUUUACGACAAGGAAGUGAUGGCUCAGAUCUUCUUCAUUCCCUCAGAAGCACUGUUGAUUCUGAAUGGGAAUGAGAUUGUGGGCUGUGUCACAGUGGAGCCAUACAUGCUUGGAGACUUUGUCAAACUGACCAACAACACUGGAAAGAAGGACAAGAGAUUCCAGGCUACAGAAUAUGGCCUUGCCUUUGGACACUUUACCUACCUGCUCUCUGACUGCCAGGAAGUUGUUGUAGACUUGCAAGGGUGGGUGACAGCCAAUGGCAAAGGGCUGACCUACCUUACUGACCCCCAGAUUCACUCCACCAAGACCCCCAAAGGCCCCUCUAACUUUGCUGCCAGAGGCCUCAGGUACUUCCUGGAAGAGCAACAUGGGCCAGAAUGCAAUGUCAUUUGCCAACUGCUCAAACUACCUCCAGUGUUUCAGCAGCUGAAUGUUCUGCCUCAGAAACUUUGAGGAGUUGCCAAUGCUGAGUGUUUUUUAUAAAAGUGUUUGUAUUCAUAAUUAAGUGAUCAAUGAAUAGCAACAAUGUAGCAGUGCAGAGUAAAAAUCCACACAAUUAAAGUUAAUCUGAAGUGCUUAUUGUAUAAAAGUUAUUGGCAUGUUUAUAAAAAUUUGAU
This is a messenger RNA of Anoplopoma fimbria (sablefish), 3847 nucleotides long. RefSeq names its product alpha-kinase 1 (gene alpk1). Gene Ontology annotation, biological process: protein phosphorylation. The record is from RefSeq and is a predicted model, not a curated record. Gene Ontology annotation, molecular function: ATP binding; protein serine/threonine kinase activity. NCBI's taxonomy places the organism in Eukaryota, Metazoa, Chordata, Actinopteri, Perciformes, Anoplopomatidae. Bases 183 to 3683 code for a protein of 1166 amino acids. The transcript is spliced from 13 exons.